Molecule: messenger RNA, 3175 nt
Organism: Gymnodraco acuticeps
Lineage: Eukaryota; Metazoa; Chordata; Actinopteri; Perciformes; Bathydraconidae
Product: sterile alpha motif domain-containing protein 3-like
Exons: 9
Coding region: 62-1519 (485 amino acids)
Source: RefSeq, a predicted model, not a curated record
GUCAUAUUUGGCCAGAUUGAAAGACUCCGUUUUUUCAAAAGACCUCGGUGUUACAUGUAACAUGGCGAACAGUGGGACAACUUCUGCCUUGACCUGUCUAUCCACUAGUGAUAUUAUCACCAAGGUAGUAGAAUAUGGGAUAGAAGUAACUGAACUGGAAGCUAGGAAAUUCAGAGAUAAUGAUGUGGACGGGGAAGCAAUUUCCUAUGGCCUGACCGAGACGAUGGUCCCAUACCUCUUUGAAGGUUCCUUCAAAAAGCAAGCAAAAUUCCUACAAUUUGCACGCCAGCUGAAGGAGCCAGAGCCAUCUACAACGCUGACUUUUGAGAUCUUGCCAAAUGACUGUCUUUCUCCAACAUGUCAAGAAUAUGGGAGUUUCCCUGCUGUGUUUACCCUGCCAACGUUCCCCAAAGAUAUCCAGACCAAACUGGACACAAAACAACCAUGCCAUAAAGUGUCUACUGAUAGACACAAAAUCGUGAGGAUAUUGCAUGAGACGAUGGCACAAUACACAAUGUAUCCGACAAAUUCUGAAUAUAUUAAAGUGGCCAAAGCAUUGAUUUUCAGGUAUCCUUUCCUGAAGGAUAUGGAGGGGAAUGGAUAUAACACCUGGCAUAUGUCUUUAAAACGGCGGUUCAAAGCUGAAAGGACGCCCCUGGUCCACCACGAGGUAGUUCGAAACAUGAAGCAAAAGUUUGGGCAUCAUAGAUCACCCCAAGCACCAGAAAAUAACCAGGGAAGCAUAACGACUUCUGUCAGACGAUCUUCAGACAUCAUUUCUGUUUUUGGGGAGGACGAGUCCUCCAUUGGUGUACACACACAGGUUUUGAAACGACAAUACCUGAAGACCCAGCCUGAUUCCUGCAUCGUUACCAACGCCAUGACCAAGACAUUUCAGUGGAGGAGAAAGGAGGUGGCUGAGGGGGUACGGGCUGAUACUAUCGCCAAUAAGUAUCCAUUCUUGAAGACACCUGCUGGGUUGUGUGAGGAAAUGAACCGCAUCCACAACAUUGAAAACCUGCAGCACCGCUUCAGAGAGGAAUUUCUCCUCAUUCUACCCAAGGUGCUGGCCCUUGCAAGAGGAAAAUCCCCUCUGGAGAAGAUAUAUCUGCAGGCAAGAGAAGAGUCACUGAGCGAAGAUCUACCAGCCAUGGACUUCAAAGCCGGGCUUGUUCUCCUGCCAAUUAUUUUCAAGGAAAAGGUGGAGCAUCAUGUUACUUUGGAAGAGCCUGGCACACCUUACCCGACCACCCAACUGACGCACACCAACUGGAAGUCAGCCUUCACAAGAAGAGGGCCCAGUGUGGUCAAAACGGAUGGGUUCGAGUUGUUCAGGGCCAGUUAUUUGGAGGAGGGAGUCAUCGCAGCCUUUUGCGCAUAUUUCGUUUUCAACAUGGCCUACCCACCAAACCGUAAGAACACCUUGACCUUCGUACAGCGCUGCAUCCUGAAAAUAUCUGAGGAGGGGGAUAAGCCGCUCUCGACCACUGUUAUCAGAAUUCUUAACCAGUUAUACUAAUGCCUCGCCUACAUCAAUGUCCCAAGUGCUCUCGAAGAACAUUCACACUAAUGAAAUUAGUACAGCAUGUUGGACUUAUACAUGCUCAUGAGUCUAAUUUUAACAUAACUUGUGGAUUGAAUGAUUGUCAAAGUACAUUUUCAAAAUAUGAGUCUUUCAGAAGACACAUGUACAGAAAACACAAGCACUCCAUUUUGCCCUCUGAUGACGAAGAGCAUGAGCCCCCUAUGGACCUUGAAAAUGAAGAUGCCGCUGCAGAAAAUGAUCCCUCCACAAAUGGCAUGGCCGAACAGCCUCCCUGCUUGAAUGAACUGUUGACAUCGUUUAGUGAGAACCUUGUUAGUUUUAUUCUAAAAUGUAGAGAAAAAAAUAAUCUUCCACUGUUGGUACAGGAGGAAAUCCUUGAUGAUGUCAAUUUUUUGUUUUCUUUUUUUAAGGAAAACUAUGAUGCAUUCAUAGCCUACCACCUAAACAAAAGUGGCUUUAACAUGUCAGAAAACCCUGAAAUUCAGAAUGUUUUACAAUCUAAGGAUUUUUUUGAAGAAGCAUCAAAUGUGAUUAGGUCUAAAUACAAGCUGAAAGAGCAUUGCAAGUCAAAACUCGAUAUGACUGAACCUGUUCAGUACACUUCAAGAGGUUCUUCAGGACACAAACUGGGCAGCUACUCCUAUGUUCCUCUUAGUCAAGUGCUGCGUAAAUAUUGCUCCCACGUAGAUGUUUGGGAAGAAAUACAGUCUUACAAUAACCAACAAAAAAAUGAAGGUGUUUUAAGUGACUAUUCCGAUGGGGUCUACUUUGCAGAGCACCCAUUCUUCAUGCAUCAUCCGAAUUCCUUACGACUACAUUUUUAUGAGGAUGAGUUUGAAGUAGUGAACCCUUUAGGUUCUAAACGUAACAAACACAAAUUGUGUGCCUUUUAUUAUUCAAUCGGUAAUAUGGACGGGCGCUAUCGGUCUCAAUUGAAGAAUAUUCAUUUAGCUUUACUUGUGCGUUAUUCAUAUGUAAAACAAUGUGGUUGGGAUGUCAUAUUGAAACCAAUGCUUGAUGAUCUCAAAGAUCUAGCAACGAAUGGGUUCACUGUAUCUGUUAGUGGGAUUGAGUACAAAGUUAAUGCAGCACUAGCAACGAUUUCUAGCGGUAAUCUCUCUGCUCAUAUGCUUGCUGGGUACAGCAUGUCAUUCAACUCUGGUAGGAUUUGUAGGUAUUGCAUGGCAACUUAUAAUGAAAUGAAAGAAAAGUUUACAGAGGAAUGUUUUGUUUUAAGAACAGCAGCUGUUCACCAAUAUCACCUUGAAUGUAUAGUACAAAAUCCAGACAGUAAAGCAAUAUAUGGAGUACAGAGUAAAUGUCCAUUUGAUGAACUGCCCUAUUUUGACACAACUACCUCCUUUCCCCCAGACAUAAUGCACGAUCUACUAGAAGGAGUAAUUCCUUUAUUUCUAAAACUUGUUUUGACUCGAGCUCAUAGAGAGAAGCAUAUCACUAUUACAGAAGUAAAUGAAGAGUUACAGAAACUCUCAAUUGGUCAAAAUGACAAGACAAACCGACCUGUACUGCUGUCUGAAAAGCUUUUAAAUAAGUCAGGAAUAGUUGGAUCUGCAUCACAAAAGUGGUGUCUUUUUAGGUUGCUCCCUUUUCUAAUAGCAGACCGUGUUC